Molecule: messenger RNA, 1370 nt
Organism: Eutrema salsugineum
Lineage: Eukaryota; Viridiplantae; Streptophyta; Magnoliopsida; Brassicales; Brassicaceae
Product: heterogeneous nuclear ribonucleoprotein 1
Exons: 7
Coding region: 102-1211 (369 amino acids)
Biological process (GO): regulation of gene expression
Cellular component (GO): nucleoplasm
Molecular function (GO): RNA binding
Source: RefSeq, a predicted model, not a curated record
AAAAUUACUUUUUGUUCAAAAAUUCUCAGUGGGCUAAAGUGUUGAAAAUUCUCGCCUGAGCUUGUUGUUGCCGUUUUCUACAUCAGCCAUCUUUGUGAUCGAUGGAUUACAACUCAGAUCGUGGUUAUGAUGACUCUUACCAUCUUCACCUACAAGACGAACAGUUUCCACCGUCGGAUUAUGAAGUUAGGACUGUUGAUGACCGGAGGAACGGUGGUGCAGCCGUCGAUACUGGUGGGAUGCAGAUGAGGCAAUCCGUUGAGAAUCGCCAUUCUUCUUCGUCCAUGUCUUCUCCUGGGAAACUAUUCGUAGGUGGAGUUUCUUGGGAAACAACUGAAGAAACUUUUGCGAAUUACUUUGGGAAGUUUGGAGAACUUGUCGACUCUGUAAUCAUGACAGAUAGAAUGACUGGAAAGCCUAGGGGAUUCGGGUUUGUUACAUUUUCUGAUUCAGCUGUUGCAGAGAAAGUUUUGGAGGAAGAACAUGUAAUAGAUGACCGAAAGGUUGAGCUGAAAAGAACAGUUCCUAGAGGGGACAGGGAUACCGAUAUCAAAGCGGUAUCAAAGACGAAAAAAAUCUUUGUUGGUGGACUUCCACCAUUUUUGGAAGAAGAUGAACUGAAGAAGUAUUUCUGUGUAUAUGGUGACAUAAUUGAGCAUCAGAUCAUGUACGACCACCUCACUGGAAGGUCAAGAGGAUUUGGUUUUGUAACCUUUCUGAGUGAAGAUUCUGUGGAGAGACUUUUCUCCGAUGGAAAAGUUCAUGAGCUCGGUGACAAACAGGUCGAAAUAAAGAGGGCUGAACCAAAGAGAACCGGAAGAGAUAACAGCUUUCGAUCCUAUGGCGCUAGUGGCAAGUAUGAUCAGGAAGAUCUUUAUGGUGGGAAAGCAAAUGAUGAUUACAAUAUGUAUUCGGGUUAUGGUGGUUAUGGUGGUUAUGGAGCCUACGCAGGGAACUCCAUGGUUAAUGCUGCUGGAUUUUAUGGUUACGGUGGUGGCUAUGGCUACGGUUAUGGUUAUGGUGGUCAAAUGUUUAACCUUGGCUAUGGAGCUGGCGGUUAUAGCCAUAUGGGUGGUGGGUAUGGUGUUGCCGCAGCAGCUGCUUUUGGAGGUGGAAAAGCUCAUGGAAACGGCAAUAGCGGGUCAAGUGGUGGCAGAGGAAAUGGGACUAAUGGUUCAGGGCGAGGUCGAUAUCAUCCUUAUCAAAGUUAAGAAUUUUCAGCUGUUGCAGAGACACUUCUAUUGUAGAAAGAUGGGCUUUUUUUUUUUUUUAGUUUAAGGAUCAGUUAAGCUAAGAAAUAGAUUGGGAUACUUCACCAGUUCUUCACAUGUAACUGUUGUGAGAGAGACCUCUUUGAAGCCAAGUUUGUU